AUGAGCCGACCGCGUCUUCUACCAGCAACUUACACCGUGGCAUGGGUGUCUGCCCUGCCUCUCGAGUCGGCAGCGGCCGCAGAGAUGCUAGACGAAGAACACUGUGAUCCUCGAAGCCGCGGUAGCAAUACGGACCAAUAUAUUUUCGGCCGGAUAGGGAACCACAACAUCGUGAUGACCUGUCUACCGUCGGGCCACAUGGGAAACAACUCCGCCGCCGACGUCGCAGGGCGGUUGACAACUGCAUUCCCGUCAAUCAAGUUCGCUCUGAUGGUGGGAAUCGGUGGUGGCGUCCCAACAGCGAGUGCAGAUAUAAGGCUCGGGGACGUUGUGAUCGGCCACCCGCACUCGCAGUAUGGUGGCGUGGUCCAGUAUGACUUCGGUAAGACUGGUCCAAACAGACAAGUACACAGAACAGGAUUCACCAACGCACCGCCGAAGGUGCUCCUCAAUGCCAUUGCAAAGCUGCGAGAAAACCACUACCGUCGUCUGAACGACAUCUCCGCACAUCUCUCUGUUUUCGAUCGGUUGGCACAAUUUAGUCGAAACACAACAGGCCCUGAUGUUCUCUUUCAAGCGACAUACAAGCACAAUGGGGGAGACAACUGCGAGUGCUGCAACAAGCAAAUGAUCAUCGAACGGCCUAAGCGAGAGUCCACAGAGGUGGUAAUUCAUUAUGGCACCAUUGCGUCAGGGAACCAGGUAAUGAAGGAUGGCGUGACCAGGGACAGGAUCAGUGCUGAGCUCGGUGAAGUGUUGUGCUUUGAGAUGGAGGGGGCCGGUGUGGCUGGUGCAUUUCCAUCCGCGGUGAUUCGUGGCAUCUGUGACUAUGCCGACUCGCACAAGAAUAAGAGCUGGCAGCCAUAUGCUGCCGCGACAGCGGCGGCAGUUGCGAAAGAAUUGCUGCGGGUGGUCCCGGCCGAAGAGAUCGUCAAGACUAACAUAUCUGAGAGAGUAAGCGAUGCCGAAGAGUACCGAGUCUCAUUCAGUCUGAAAGGCAUUCCACGAGGUAGAUUUGUGGAUAGGCCGGAAGAAAUGAGACGUUUAGAAAAAGUUCUUAUACCACAUAGACAGGCUCAAUCAGAAGAAUAUCGGCAGCAAGUAGUAGUGCUGCAUGGCCUAGGCGGAAUAGGCAAGACGCAGCUUGCCGCCGAGUGUGCCAGGAAGCACCAGGCUGCGUUCACGUCGGUAUUUUGGUUGGACGGUAGUAGCGAAGAUAGCCUGCAGCAAAGCAUUGCUGAUUGUGCCGGUCGUAUUCCAGAAGGGCAGAUUCCUGAGACAAGUAGGAAAUACUCGUCUAGCGCACACGGUGACCUUAAUGCUGUUAUCGGUGAUUUCAUGGAGUGGCUGAGCAGAACAGAGAACAAGCGCUGGCUGAUUAUAUUUGAUAAUGUGGACCGCGACUACCAGCAAGAGACUGAUAUCGACGCUUAUAAUGUCAGCAACUACAUACCCGAGGUUGAUCAGGGAUCGAUUCUGAUUACCACGCGGCUUGCGAACCUCCAACAGCUGGGCGAACCUUUGCAGCUGGGGACUGUUGAUAUGAGCGAAGCACAUGCUAUCUUUCGAAAGUGGUAUAACCAAGACUUUGAUCUGAAUGACAGCGACGAGCUGCUUCAACUGCUUGAUGGGCUACCUCUAGCGCUAGCCCAAGCGGCGGCCUAUAUGAGCGAGACGGGGACGAGCUUUCGUACGUACACCAGGCUAUACAAAGAGCAAUGGAAGGAUCUGAUGGAGAUUGAGAACACGGCACCGCUGAGAAGCUAUGGGGCCCGCAGCAUAAACACGACGUGGACGGUCUCCUAUAAUGCGAUACGAGCCCAGAAUGAGGGGGCAGCAAAUCUUCUUUUGCUAUGGGCCCACCUUGACCAUAAAACACUGCCGUUCUGGAUUCUUCAAGCUGGAGCACGUGGUUCUAGUGCCUUGGCUAAAGACCUGUCGGCAUGGCUGGGAGACGCCGCCGAUGACGAAGUGAAAUUCUUGCAAGUUGUUCGACUUCUACGGAGCUAUUGUUUGAUUGACAGCCUACAUGGGAGUUCGACCAAUAGUACUCAUCCUGUAGUGCACCAGUGGGCAUUUCACAUACAAGAUGAAGAUCAACGAGCAGAGCUAUCACGACUAGCCGUUCUCAUAAUUGGAUAUGCUUUUCCAGACGAGUACGCCACCGAAUAUCACCAGAAGCAGCGGCAGUUAUUUCCACAUGCAGAGUCUUGGAUAGAAAGAAUGGAGCGAGAAAUAGUGAAUACCAUGGCAGAAGUGAAUGUGGAGGUAUUAUACGCGCUGCAUAUGAUGGGUAUGCUAUUAUCGGAUCGAGGGAACCUAGGAAAGGCAGAGAAGAUGUACCAGCGGGCGCUGGAAGGCUACGAGAAGGCCUGGGGCCUUGACCAUACAUCGACUCUCGAAACUGUCAAUAAUCUGGCUGUUCUAUACGCCGACCAGGGGAAGCUGGCAGAUGCGGAGAAGAUGUACCAGCGGGCGCUGGAAGGCAAGGAGAAGGCCUGGGGCCCUGACCAUACAUCGACACUUGACACUGUCAAUAACCUGGGAAAUCUCUACAAAAACCAGGGGAAGCUGGCAGAUGCGGAGAAGAUGUACCAGCGGGCGCUGGAAGGCAAGGAGAAGGCCUGGGGCCUUGACCAUAUAUUGACACUUAACACCGUCAAUAAUCUGGCUGUUCUAUACGCCGGCCAGGGGAAGCUGGCAGAUGCGGAGAAGAUGUACCAGCGGGCGCUGGAAGGCUACGAGAAGGCCUGGGGCCCUGACCAUACAUCGACACUUGAUACUGUCAAUAACCUGGGCAAUCUCUACAAAAACCAGGGGAAGCUGGCAGAUGCGGAGAAGAUGUACCAGCGGGCGCUGGAAGGAUACGAGGAUGCCCUCGGGCCCGAUUAUAUUCAAUCGUACGUUCCUGCGCUUCAUAACGCCUAUAGCUAUGGUAUGCUCUUCGAGGAUCAAGGCCGCCUAAGUAAUGCAAAAUUAAUGUACACAAAAGCACUUGCAGGGUAUAAGCUUGUCUUUGGAACUGAUGAUCGCUGGUACCGGGCAGUCCAGGAGCGGCUUAAGAACCUGAAGACCUCUCAAUGUUCUCGCUCGACUUCGCCGACAAGCCGCGCUAGUCGGCUUACUCGCCAUGUAGCAGACAUUUUACCUGCGGCAGAAUCAGCAGCUUCCAAAUCAUCAAAACGACUUAGGCUUCUCAGGAAGCUCAAGUUGACAUAG
Molecule: messenger RNA, 3219 nt
Organism: Talaromyces rugulosus
Lineage: Eukaryota; Fungi; Ascomycota; Eurotiomycetes; Eurotiales; Trichocomaceae
Exons: 3
Coding region: 1-3219 (1072 amino acids)
Biological process (GO): nucleoside metabolic process
Molecular function (GO): ADP binding; catalytic activity; protein binding
Source: RefSeq, a predicted model, not a curated record